UGCUUCAUGAACCACCAAAACACAAAACGCGAGCUUGUUGAACUUGUGUCUCUGUAAGAAUAAUCUACGCGUUGAGCAUUUACCACUUGCCUCAUACCUAGCCCGAGACGACCUACCACAAAGGAUCGAAUUAGUCACUCUGGUCGAACUUGGAGUCAGAAUGGACUUUGUUUUAGGCUGGAGGAAACUUUUUUCAUUUCUUCCAGUCUUAUUGGCUGCCGUUGGCGUUUGUGGUGACACGUGCAAAGUCACCCAUCAGGGCAAAGCAACGACGUACAACAUCUCAAACCCUAAGAGCAAUCCAACGUGUGAUUACAGCUGGGCUGAUUCUAAUCUGUUGGUACUGGCAACUGAUGCCGAACCCGAAGGAAAAGGAAUUAUAUCCUCAUCUCACUCCUCUCUCACUUUGCUUGGAUGCUGGAAGAAUGUUUGUGUUACAAUUUAUUGCCAUCUGAAGCACCACACAACCUGCUGCUACACUAACUGCCCUGCUGCACCAGAACCUCCAGCUGACUGCACUGCUGCACCAGAACCUCAAGCUGACUUCACUGCUGCACCAGAACCUCCAGUUGGUGCAUUUGGUGACACGUGCACAGUCACCCAUCAGGGCAAAGCAACGACGUACAACAUCUCAAACCCUAAGAGCAAUCCAACGUGUGAAUACAGCUGGGCUGAUUCUAAUGGCACUAUACUGGCAACUGAAGAAGAACCCAAUAAUGGAGGUACAUCCUCAUCUCACUCCUCUCUCACUUUGCUUGGAUGCCUGAAGAACGUUUGUGUUGAAACUAUGUGCCAUCUGAAGCUGACUUCACUGCUGCACCAGAACGUCCAGCACCACACAACCUGCUGCUACACUAACUGCCCUGCUGCACCAGAACCUCCAGCUGACUUCACUGCUGCACCAGAACCUCCAGCUGACUUCACUGCUGCACCAGAACCUCCAGCUGACUUCACUGCUGCACCAGAACCUCCAGCUGACUUCACUGCUGCACCAGAACCUCCAGCUGACUGCACUGCUGCACCAGAACCUCAAGCUGACUUCACUGCUGCACCAGAACCUCCAGCUGACUUCACUGCUGCACCAGAACCUCCAGCUGACUGCACUGCUGCACCAGAACCUCAAGCUGACUUCACUGCUGCACCAGAACCUCCAGCUGACUUCACUGCUGCACCAGAACCUCCAGCUGACUUCACUGCUGCACCAGAACCUCCAGCUGACUGCACUGCUGCACCAGAACCUCAAGCUGACUUCACUGCUGCACCAGAACCUCCAGCUGACUUCACUGCUGCACCAGAACCUCCAGUUGGUGCAUUUGGUGACACGUGCACAGUCACCCAUCAGGGCAAAGCAACGACGUACAACAUCUCAAACCCUAAGAGCAAUCCAACGUGUGAAUACAGCUGGGCUGAUUCUAAUCUAUUGGUACUGGCAACUGAUGCCGAACCCGAAGGAAAAGGAAUUAUAUCCUCAUCUCACUCCUCUCUCACUUUGCUUGGAUGCUGGAAGAAUGCUUGUGUUACAAUUUAUUGCCAUCUGAAGCCCCACACAACCUGCUGCUACACUAACUGCACUGAUGCACCAGAACCUCAAGCUAACUUCACUGCUGCACCAGAACCUCAAGCUGACUUCACUGCUGCACCAGAACCUCCAGAACACAUUGACCCCAUGAACUGCAGGGAUUACUGGAUUGUGGUCAGGAUUCCGGUGGUGAUUGUCUUGCUCAUGGUGAUGGUCAUUGCGGUGGUCUGCUGCAGAAAGAAAGAAAACAGUUGGUUGGAGCGGUUCAACAGAGCGUGUUCUUCCAAAGAACCACAAAGCGGAAGUGGAGAAGAUGCAAGACCAGAGGUUAUACCGAUGCUAGACGUUUAGACACGUGACAAGGUUGAGUUAUAUUGGGUGCGGAAGCUGGCAGACUCUUAAUGAUGUACCAGGGAGUGCAUUUAUAAAAGAAACGUGAUCAUGCAUAAAUCAUGUAUAAAUCUGAAUAGCAUGAAUAGUAUAAAUCUAUAUAGUAAUAUACAAAUAUUAAUAUCUUAUAUACGACAAAGUAUAUUAGUAUUAUUAUUAUGUUGAGGUUGGUCAAGUGGAUCAGGCCAUUCAAUCAUAAUUAUAGAACGUGUGUGACGGUAUGUGGGUUACAAUGUCCAAAUUAAAACAAUUAUAUUAAUCCAGUCUCGGACUGUGAUUGAUGAUCAACGUGAGAUAUAUAUAUAUAUAUAUACUGUAUAUAUAUAAAUUGCACUCAAUACUCGUCUUUUUCUCUCACACACUCUCUUUCUCUCUCGAAUAUUGCCUUUAAUGCAAUACUUUGGACUUUAAUAAAAAAAAACCUCAAUAUACUCAACUAUAUAUAUAUUUUAACAGGAUCAAGAUAAUCAUCCCUGUUUGAUAUAGAAGAUAUCAAGGCAUGUUAUUCUCCUGUCUCUUUGAUUUCUGGAUGGAUUAUGUAUACGUUUAGGGUUCAGCAUGGGCUGUGUUCUUGAGACAUUGGCCAGGGGGCGUUUCUUUAAUCUUCCGAUGUGGCGUGAUGAUGACUCACAGAAGGGAAGUUACUAACCACAGAAACGUCAGCAUGUGGUUCAACUCUGAUUGUUCUUUGCUUCAUAAAUAAAUUGACUUGAAUUGUA
This is a messenger RNA of Gadus morhua (Atlantic cod), 2628 nucleotides long. RefSeq names its product drebrin-like. NCBI's taxonomy places the organism in Eukaryota, Metazoa, Chordata, Actinopteri, Gadiformes, Gadidae. The record is from RefSeq and is a predicted model, not a curated record. The transcript is spliced from 34 exons. The coding region runs from base 161 to 1870 and encodes 569 amino acids.